AUGAGGAGCAGCUCUCAUGCCCUGCCUCUCGGCGUGCUCGCGCUGCUGCUGUCCCAGCUCUGCUCCGGCAUCAAGUGGCUAGCGCUAUCACACACUCCUGCCUCGAUAUACGUCAACCAGACCCAGCACUGCAAGAUGCUUCCCGGCAUGGUGUCCUCCCAGGCCCAGCUGUGCCGCAGCAACCUGGAGCUGAUGCAGACCAUCAUCCAGGCCGCCCGGGAGGUCAAGAAGACGUGUCAGAAGACGUUCGGCGACAUGCGCUGGAACUGCUCGUCCAUCGACAUCCCCCCCGACGCCACCAAGUAUCGGCCAGACCUCGACCGAGGCACACGAGAGGCAGCUUUCGUCUACGCUCUGUCUGCGGCCACCAUCAGCCACACCAUCGCGCGGGCGUGCACCACCGGCGAUCUGCGCCUCUGCUCGUGCGGUCCGAUCCCCGCCGAGAUCCCCGAGCCCGGCUACCGCUGGGGCGGCUGCGCCGACAACCUGCACUACGGGCUGAUUAUGGGCUCCAAGUUCAACGACGCUCCCAUGAAGAUGAAGCGGUCGGGCUCCCACGCCAACAAGCUGAUGCACCUACACAACAGCGAAGUCGGGAGACAAGUAUUAAGAGAGGCACUGGUGAAGAAGUGUAAAUGCCACGGCGUGUCUGGAUCCUGCUCCAUAAGGACCUGCUGGAGGGGACUGCAGGACCUGAGAGAGAUCGCCAUGGACCUGAAGACCAAGUAUCUGUCCGCCACCAAGGUGGUGCACCGGCCCAUGGGGACGCGCAAGCAGCUGGUACCCAAAGACAUCGACAUCCGGCCGGUGAGGGAGAACGAGCUGGUCUACCUGCAGAGCUCCUCGGACUUCUGCUCCAAGAACGACAAGCAGGGGUCCGUCGGCACCCAGGACAGGCAGUGCAACAGAACCUCGCUGGGCAGCGACAGCUGCGACCUGAUGUGCUGCGGCCGCGGCUACAACCCCUACACCGAGAAGCUGGUGGAGCGCUGCCACUGCAAGUACCACUGGUGCUGCUACGUCACCUGCAAGAAGUGCGAGAGGAUCGUGGAGCGAUACGUCUGCAAAUGAGCCCGGCGCCGCCCGCCACCCGCCGCCCGCCGCCCUCCACCUUCAGCACCCGGCCACCCCGAGGCUCCACAGAUUAACCAAAGCACUACCAGAAGGCUUCCUGUCGUCUUAAGCAUGCGUAUCUCAUCCAGAAGUGGUCUAUACUUGUGUCACUAUCAUUUUUUGUAUCACGGACUUCUGGUUUUUUUUUUCCUUCCCGGACGUGGAGAGCGUGGCACCGCCGCCAUGUCAUGUGAAGACCGCCGUCCUCCUGGGUAUUUCCUUGUUCUUGGUAAUGAUUAUA
Salarias fasciatus (jewelled blenny) is the source of this 1354-nucleotide messenger RNA. It is a transcript of the gene wnt11, whose product is annotated as wingless-type MMTV integration site family, member 11. The record is from RefSeq and is a predicted model, not a curated record. Gene Ontology annotation, cellular component: extracellular region. Gene Ontology annotation, biological process: canonical Wnt signaling pathway; multicellular organism development; neuron differentiation. NCBI's taxonomy places the organism in Eukaryota, Metazoa, Chordata, Actinopteri, Blenniiformes, Blenniidae. Gene Ontology annotation, molecular function: cytokine activity; frizzled binding.